AAUUGAAAUAGUAUAUUAUAUUGAGUUUGUGACUGAAAGAAACUUCAACCUCAAACUUUCAGGAGUUAAACUUGUUAUUUUUCAAAGAAACCGACAAUUAAAAUAAUAAAUUCGAAAGCCGGUUGUUUCGAAUUACAACUGCACCUUAUCAAAGCCGUUCAUUAUCAAAAUAAAUUCCUCGAUUAAUUACUCAUGAUUUGCCCGGAUUUUUUAGAAUUUCAGGAUAACCUGAAAAAAAUGCGUACUUUGGAUGAUAAGAUUGUUUAUGCACUUAAUACAUCAAUACCCACCGAAUCCUUUCGUAAUAAGGUUAAUGCGACUGCUGCUUGUGAAGAUCUAUUUUCUCAGAUACAAAAGGGCCACACAGAGAGAGAAAAUGUUAUUAAAAAUUGCAUUAUUGUAACUGCAGAGCAUGUAAAAAAGUUGAAGGCUGCUAAAGAAGAAACACCAGAUGAUUAUAAUGUUAUGAAAAAUUUAAAGGCUGAACAGAAAAAGUUACGCUUGUUGCAAACAGAAUUAAGUGUGGAAGAGGUGAUAAAAGAAAAGACUACCAAGUUAUUUACAGAGAAAUGUAGAAGUUAUUUCAAACCCGAAAAUUUAUGAAGACUGAUAUUAUUGAAAAAUGUUUGACCGUUGUGUUGAAGUGUUAUUGUGUAAAUAAUUAUAAAUAGUACAUAGUUGUCUGCAUAAAUAGUACAGAUAUUAAUCUGGUUGAAAUUUGA
Amyelois transitella is the source of this 722-nucleotide messenger RNA. RefSeq names its product protein MIX23 (gene Ccdc58). The transcript has 3 exons. Gene Ontology annotation, cellular component: mitochondrion; mitochondrial intermembrane space. Bases 193 to 603 code for a protein of 136 amino acids. The record is from RefSeq and is a predicted model, not a curated record. NCBI's taxonomy places the organism in Eukaryota, Metazoa, Arthropoda, Insecta, Lepidoptera, Pyralidae.